AUGGAAGCUAAUAUCAUUUCCAAUCAAUCCAAUUGGAAUGCGAGGCAAAUGCCGAACGUAAGCAGAGCAACCAAGAAAUUGAAGAAGCUACUAGACCCGUAUGUGGAUCAUAUGAAACAGUCAUACGAACUAGAUCAAAACAAUCACAUCUAUGUGGAUCCUAUUUUGACUAAACGCUCCAUUUAUAGUCCAGCAAAUUUCUCUGUGCCCGGAAGAUAUGAGAUUUUACAAGUGUUAGGGAAAGGCUCAUAUGGCACGGUGGUGUCUGCUGUGGAUAAAGGGAAUCCAACCCACGAAGUCCAACUUGCCAUCAAAAAAGUGACGAGCAUUUUUACUAGAGAAAUCUUGUUGAAGCGGGCCAUUAGAGAAUUGAAGUUUAUGAGUUAUUUUAAAGGACACAGAAAUAUUGUUUCGUUGAUUGAUCUCGAAAUUGUCAACGAAGAACCUUAUUCAGGAUUAUAUUGUUACCAGGAGUUGGUAGAUUAUGAUCUUGCAAGGGUAAUACAUUCGAAUGUACUGUUUUCUGAGUUUCAUAUCAAGCAUUUUUUGUACCAGAUCCUAUGUGGGAUGAAAUAUAUUCACAGUGCAGACGUCAUCCAUAGAGAUCUUAAGCCAGGUAAUAUUUUGUGUUCUAUCACAGGUGAAAUCAAAAUCUGUGAUUUUGGUUUGGCAAGAGGAAUUUCACCGAGUUUUACUGUCGCAGGAGGGAUAUCAAACCAUAUUACAAAUUAUGUUGCGACUCGUUGGUACAGGGCACCAGAAUUGAUUUUAUCUCAUAAACGAUACUCGAAGAGUGUGGACAUGUGGGCAGUUGGUUGUAUAUUGGCCGAAUUUUACGGACGCAAACCUGUCUUUAUGGGGAACGAUUCUUUACACCAAGUGAUGGAGAUCCAAAAGAUACUUGGUACACCAAAACAAAUUGUGAUACGUACAUAUGGCUCUUCGAGAUGUUAUGAUAUAUUCAGCACAUCCAAACCGCAAUAUAAAAAAACACCUUGGUGUGAGAUUUUCCCAUAUGCAUCAUCUGAAGCUGUCGAUUUAAUGGAAAGGCUCAUCGAUUGGAACCCAGAAGCUAGACUCACAGUAGAAGAAGCAUUGGAUCAUCCAUUUUUGCAGCAAGUGAGAAAUCCUGAAGCAGAGCCAAUUUGCCCCCAUGGUCCAUUUGAUUUUACAUACGAGAAACAUCUCUAUUCGAUGGAAAGACUAAGGGAAUGUUUAUGCGAUGAGGUCAGCAAAUUCCACAAUGAUCGCCAAACAAAAGAUUUUGUAUCUCCUCCUCUAAUGACUCCUCAUUUUAUUGCAGAAUCCAACUCAUACUAG
This is a messenger RNA of Kluyveromyces lactis, 1320 nucleotides long. RefSeq names its product mitogen-activated protein kinase SMK1 (gene SMK1). The record is from RefSeq and is a predicted model, not a curated record. Gene Ontology annotation, molecular function: ATP binding; protein serine/threonine kinase activity. Gene Ontology annotation, cellular component: cytoplasm; nucleus. The transcript has a single exon. Gene Ontology annotation, biological process: intracellular signal transduction; protein phosphorylation. Lineage: Eukaryota; Fungi; Ascomycota; Saccharomycetes; Saccharomycetales; Saccharomycetaceae. The coding region runs from base 1 to 1320 and encodes 439 amino acids.